This is a messenger RNA of Gryllus bimaculatus (two-spotted cricket), 1795 nucleotides long. NCBI's taxonomy places the organism in Eukaryota, Metazoa, Arthropoda, Insecta, Orthoptera, Gryllidae. The record is from the annotation of a GenBank genome assembly.
AUGCAUGGCAUGACAGAUGCACUGUGAAGUACUACCAACUGCUCAAUGGCAUAUAAAAUUGGGUAUAAUGCAAUAAGAUUCUGAAUAAUGACCAACUUAUGAUACGACUUGAGUGGAGUUGAGCUGGAGUUGAAUUUAUACUAAAUUAUACAGUAGAUAAGAGAACGAAACACCAAGGUUUUUCAUUGAAUUUGAGCAUGAAUGAAAGUUACUUAUUGUUAGAACGUAAGUUCGAAGAGACCGACAAUGUUCUUGACGCCUAUUACAGUCUGACCCGAAUCGAAAUAUCAAAUUAGUGUACAUAAAAUCACACGUGUAAAAAAAUUCAUCAUCUCAAUUCUGCAUGCAAGUCUUAAUGUACUGAGGCCGGUGCUGUUAUUUGUUUAACUAUGAAACUGAGUAAAGCUCAAAAAAACGCAGUCCUUAUUCUACUUUCGUACAUGUCACGACAUGACGUUUUUUCAUUAGCACGUACGAUUACAAAGAAUCAGGCAUCUCCUAUUUCAGCCAAAGAUGCCCAAGAAGCAAUCAUUUUACACGAAAUUGAUUUACAAACCUUUCUAUCAAGGAAAAAAGUAACAAGAGAAAUUCUUUUUAAAUAUUUGCAUGAUAAUAGAGUUGACAUUCCAGGAAACAGUGAUAAAAGUCAAUUAGUUAGUAAAAUAAUGCAAAUUUUGACACAUCACACCAGAGAGGUAAAACCUUCAAGAAAAACAGUAGAAAAUGAAACCCCAGAAAUUCAAGCUGGAGAUGUUCAAACUCUAGCAGAAAAAUUUACCUCGUGGUUUUAUAGUAUGUUAAAUGAUUAUGUAACUGGACAACAAAGUGAUAAGUUAUGUGUAGAGCACUUUUGGAAUGACUGCAGUUUACAUUUAGUGAUGGAAUCUGCAACAGAAAAUGUCAUUCAAGAUGUUCUCAGUAAUUCAGAAAGUGUUGUAAAUAUGCUGAGAGACCUACAAAUACAACAUAAAUUAUAUUUCAACCCUAACAUUUCAAGUUCUGGAAUUCGAGGAAAAGUGGAUGCUCACGGUCUUGUUAUGGUAAUGGCAUGUGGUACGUUGCAUCAAGUAAAUAUUUGUGUUGGAAUAUUUCAGCAAAUAUUCGGCCUUGUAAGAGACCCUUUUAUGCAAAACAAUUGGAGAAUUAAAUCAACCAGUAUAAUACUGAGGAGUCAAAAAACUUCUCAAUUACCCACAUUAGAAAAUGAGUGUUUCAAUAAUCUUUUAUUACCAAGCUGACUAUUGAAAUUGAAAUAACUUUUCAAAAUAUUUUACACAAUGCAUGUACUAAAUUUAUGCAUGGAUAUAGCAUAUAACAACAACUUGACAUUGUCAUUGUAUAAUUCUAACUAGAUUGAUGUGGAAAAAAGUAUUUAUUAUCAUAAUUUCUAUAUCUGACUAAUUCUUAAACAUACAGGUAGUAUGGAAAUAAGAAUAUUACAUGUAUAAAUGUAAGAUAUGUAUAUAUUAUGUUGUUAAAAAUAUAAAUAAUUAUUUUAAUGUUCAUUCAAUUUUGUGAUGAACAAGAAAUGUAUAUUUUUCUAAGAAAUGUGUAUAAUGUAUUUGUGUUACAAUUAAAAAGAAAGUUGCGCUACAUCAAAAUGAAAAUCUAAAUCUCUACUAAUUGUACUCAAGUACUUCUUGAUCUAACAAGUUUUCAUCACAGUUUAAAGUGUGAAGAGAGAAUUGUAUUAUUACAGGAAAAAUAACAUGUUUGAACCUAGUCUUUCAGAAUUAAUUUUGAAGUUUCCUCAGUUAAUUGUGAGAAAAAAAGAGUACAAUAAACUUUAUUAAAA